Thermothelomyces thermophilus ATCC 42464 is the source of this 1101-nucleotide messenger RNA. RefSeq lists its product as uncharacterized. The record is from RefSeq and is a predicted model, not a curated record. Bases 98 to 844 code for a protein of 248 amino acids. Gene Ontology annotation, molecular function: nucleic acid binding. The transcript has a single exon. Lineage: Eukaryota; Fungi; Ascomycota; Sordariomycetes; Sordariales; Chaetomiaceae.
CAAAACUUCGACAACUGAGCUUUCGCGACAACAACCACUUUUGCCCGUCAUUCCAACCGCCGGCUUCUGUCAGCAUAUGGCGACUAUUCCAAGCGCCAUGGCUGCGCCAGACGUUAUGCAGUCAUCGUCCCCGAAGCCACAUCAUGGCAAGCGGAAGCUUCACAGUGACAGCAAUGAGCGAAGUCCGAAAAAGCGGCGGGCAGGAGAGCCUCGAUCACAUACCCAAGGACAAGAAUGGCCGCAACACCCGAUCUCAACAGUAGGAGACUACAGUCGAAUCCACAACUCUAUCCUCGCCAAGCUGCGGCCAAAAUUCGAAGUCAGAACCAUGUCUGUAAUGUCAUCGACCAGCAUCAGCAAGCAUGUCGACCACGCUCUCGAACACCUUGGCCGCUUCAGUCCAUGGGACCGGGCGGUACUUCCGGGCGUCGUGCUUCUCUGCGCCAAGUCAUCUGCGUCCAGCAAACUCAUAACAAUAGCAGAGCUCAUCAAACGGCGCAUUGGAGAGAGCGAGCAAAAAUGGUUUCAGUACAACGUGCCAAAAGAGACGGUGGAGACGGAGCCGCUCCCGGGGACGAAGGAACCAUCAGUGGUGGAGGACACAUUCAUGGCGGCCGACCGUGAAGACAGGGAAAGCACAGACGACGAGUGCUUCGAAACGUUCCCGCAGACCAUCCAUGAGCAAGCGGUGCAACCAGCGAAAAUAAGAUACAAAGCGCACAUUGUGGUCAUCCUUUCAAGGGUACCACUGGAGGAGCUAAAAUCGGAACCGAAUAUUUCGGUCCAGACGAACGAGCAGCACAUAGAUUACCUGUGGAGGAAGAAGAUGGGGCUGGCUGGCUAGGGCGGCCUCUGCCAGGAAAUGCGGCUGGCCGCGAACAUAUCUUCGUAGUACUCUCGAGACUUUGUAACAGCGGAGAUGGGCUAAACCAGAGGCAGAUCGCCGUCCGCAGUGAGGCGUUGAGUCUAGAGUACAGCGUGAUACCCAGCAUUCCUACUACUACUAGGCGGCGUGCCUGCUAAUAUCAUGCAACCCUCGGCGCCAUUUGUCAUUUGAACACGAGACAACCCCUUUGGAAGCCGCAUUGUGCAAAAAUGACA